UCCUCCUAUAAUAUUCUUAUCAAAUCAGGCAUCGCAAAAAUAACAGACUUUGGAUUAUCUAAUGUGAUAAAUCAGAUGCUGUCCAUAUCAAGUGAUGGAGAUUAUUUGGCAUACAUAGAUCCGAAAUCUUUUAAGGAUAAGUCAUACAGGCUUGGAAUGAAAGCAGACAUCUUUAGUCUGGGAGUAAUACUCUGGGAAAUAUCUAGUGGGAGAAACCCUUGUGAAGGACGAACUGAGACUCAAGACAUUGUUGUUUAUAGAUUAAACGGUUUCCGUGAUCCUCCUUUUCCUGGAACGCCCGAAGAAUAUGCCAUGCUGUAUUCAGAAUGUUGGAAUGAAGACUCUAGCAUACGACCAACUUGUGAAGAGGUCUACAAAAGAUUAAGAUAUUACAAUGAAUUGAACAAUCUCAGCAGGCUUUUGGAUAUUAAACAAAAUGGUACGACUAGAUUGAAGUUGCAGAAAGAUCUCUAUAAUAAGCUUGUGCUUGGUCAGUUUGACAACAUAAUUACUGAAUUCAAUGAAUCAAUAACUAAAAGUGGAGAAAUAUGUCAUGUGCUUCAUGACAAUAAUGAUUACAGUGCCUUUUCUAACACUGAUAUUUCAUUGGAGA
Molecule: messenger RNA, 613 nt
Organism: Paraglomus occultum
Lineage: Eukaryota; Fungi; Glomeromycota; Glomeromycetes; Paraglomerales; Paraglomeraceae
Source: the annotation of a GenBank genome assembly